AUGGGAGGAAGUGCUAGUGCUAGUGCUAGUGUAAGCAAUAACAAAGAGAAAAAGUGUCCACAAAAACAAGUAAAGAAUUUGAAAGAGAAAGUGAGAAUUCUACAAGAUGAAAUAAAGGAGAUGGUGUGUGAGAGAGAGAAAGAGAGUAGAAACUAUGAGAGAGAGAUAAUGGUGUUUACUUUCAAGGAGGGAGAUUGGAAGCAAGAGAUGAAGAAGAUGAGAGAGGAAGUGAAGAGGUUGAGGGAGUUGGUGAAAGAGAAGGAAGAGAAGAUAAGAGAGAUGGAAGAAGAGGGAAUGGUUGAGAAGAAUUGUGAGAAAGAGUGGGAAUUAAUGGGGACUAAGCUUUUGAUUCAAGAGAUGAAGGAAGAGAGAGGAAGAAGAGAUGAAGCUGUUGAAAAAUGGAAGCAACUUUAUCUUGCAAUUAAGAAUGAGUUGGAUGAUCUCAUUCAAAGAACUUAUGAUGGAGAUGGUGUGUAUUGGAAAACAGAAGAAAAUGACAUUCAAAUUGAGAAUCUGAAGAAUGAAUUGCAAGAGAAAGAAGAAAGCAUGAAAGCAUUAAAAGCAAAACUAGUUUGUGUGGAGAAAGAAAGUUACAAACAAGAGAGAGAAUUUGACUUAUUAAGGCAAAGUUUGAGGAUCAUGAAUGGCAAGAAAAAUUCAAUUCAAACUAAAGAGAAGCAGCGUUUCAAAAGCAAAUUGGGAAAAUAA
Messenger RNA from Lathyrus sativus (Indian pea), 708 nucleotides. The record is from the annotation of a GenBank genome assembly. NCBI's taxonomy places the organism in Eukaryota, Viridiplantae, Streptophyta, Magnoliopsida, Fabales, Fabaceae.